Molecule: messenger RNA, 3799 nt
Organism: Ictalurus furcatus (blue catfish)
Lineage: Eukaryota; Metazoa; Chordata; Actinopteri; Siluriformes; Ictaluridae
Gene: wdr32
Product: WD repeat domain 32
Exons: 7
Coding region: 1076-2605 (509 amino acids)
Cellular component (GO): Cul4-RING E3 ubiquitin ligase complex
Molecular function (GO): protein binding
Source: RefSeq, a predicted model, not a curated record
AACAUUAUCCAGUUAGAUUUUUUUUUUAAUCUACCCUUUGUACCAGGCAACAGUACAUGUGAAACUAUGAUCAGGCUGAUCAUUAUUCAUCCAUCUGAUCAAGUGGAACUGAUUCAUGAGAACAUGGAUAGAAAGUGGACAAAGUUUUUUGUGGUGACACUAAUAAGUAUUUAAUUAUGUUUACUGGUGAUAAUGCAGUGUAUUGAGGGAGAUUUUUACUGUGUCUUUUAGGGGGUAUUGGCCACACCUCAGUUUUGAUGUGUUGAGCCAUAAUGGUGAAGUUGGCUGAAAGACUAUUGCUUAGCUAGAGUGCUCAAAGUCUUGGUUUCUCCAAACUUCCCAGUCAUUGUUUUAUAGCAUAAUGCCUAAAAAAAACCCAUCCGUGUAGUACUCUGUGUAUUAUAUUUACAUUUUCAGCAUUUAGCAGACACCCUUAUCCAGAGCGACUUACAUAAGUACUUUGUAAUCUCUAUCAAAACAUAUAUUUAUGGUAUUUAAUAAGAACACCAUCAAGUUAAAUCCCUGUUAGGGGAGGUUAGUAUUGGAAUAAAAGAAAAUACACGUCAAUUUUUAAAUAACAAACUAAAGGUGCUUGGUGAACUGGUAAACGUAUGCUAUUGUUUUCACUAAUUCACGUGAGAAGCAGUACACUACUGAACGUUUCUAAUUGUGUAUUUUCUUUUUAAAUUGUGUAAGUCCAAAUGCCUGCCUGUCAGAGACCGUGUGCUGUGGUGUGUGAGUUGAAAAACAGUCAAAGUUAAAGACAAAAAUCAAUGCCUUCAUAAAUCCCUAAACCUGAGGUUACAAGUGCUGCAGUUAUUUUCAACUACGUACAAACGGCGCUCCAUCUAAGAAAGGAACCGGAAAUACGUCAUUUGUUGUCUACGCAUACUCGCGUCGGUUCGGUUGUUUGCAUUAAUGGAGGCUUUUUGGUGUUUGUAGUUUUAGCCUUGGUGCUUGCCUGUCUGGUGCUAACUAAUAGCAAGCGGUCGGGCAGUAAAGCAGAGGCCGUGAGUCGGCCGGUCUGUCCGUUUGUUUUGUUCAAGACGGAGCCGCCAAGCGCGACGCUGCCAUUAUGAGCUCGGACCAACCGAGCGACAGCAGCGACCCAGAGGAAGCUCGGCUCAAUCGCGACCCCGACCAGCUGUUCCGAAAGGACGAGAGCGAGGAAGAGGAGGAGGGAAAGGAUGUCCGCUCGAGACCGUCGUCUCCCGAGAGUAGGCACGACAAUUCCCGAACUCAGGGUAGCUCGCGGCCUGAAUCCGCGGCGGACGGCGGAGCUCCGAGCGCCGGCUUCAGGACCUCAAGUGCGCGCGACUCGCUCUUCUCAUGGCUGCGGAACCGGAGUGUGCGCAGAGGGCCGUUCGUGGAUCCGGUCCGGGAUAACUUUAGGACUAUGACGCGCCUUUAUUCAUCCAUGAGCCCCGCUACGGACUCGAUGAACCUCAGCACGCAAACUCACGGUGCUGUGUUUAAUCUGGAGUACUCGCCGGACGGGUCGGUGCUGACUGUGGCCUGUGAGCAGACAGAAGUGCUGCUGUUCGACCCCGUUUCAUCCAGACACAUCAAAACGUUGGUGGAGGCUCAUGAGGACUGCGUGAACAACAUCAGGUUUCUGGAUAACCGGUUGUUUGCCACCUGUUCUGAUGACACCACCAUUGCACUGUGGGACUUGAGAAAGCUGAACUCAAAGGUGUGUUCGUUGCACGGCCAUGCUAGCUGGGUGAAGAAUAUCGAGUAUGACACACACACUCGCUUGCUUGUUACAUCUGGCUUUGAUGGAAAUGUCAUCACCUGGGACACCAACAGGUUCACAGAAGAUGGCUGUCCCCAUAAGAAGUUCUUUCACACACGCUACCUGAUGCGGAUGCGUCUAACUCCAGAUUGCAGUAAGAUGCUCAUCUCCACCUCCUCUGGUUACCUGCUUAUCUUGCAUGACCUUGACCUCACUCAGAGCCUAGAAGUCGGAAGCUAUCGCAUUCUACGGGCCCGACGCGCCCCACUCAGCACAGAAGGUUCUUCAACAGGCUCCAGGACGUCAGGCUCUCGCCAUGGCAACGACAGCAAAGCCCAUCCUCAUAGAGAAGGUUUGUCUCCUAGGAACAGUCUGGAGGUUUUGACCCCAGAGAUCCCGGGUGAGAGGGACCGGGGGAAUUGCAUCACUUCACUGCAGCUGCACCCCAAAGGCUGGGCCACACUCCUGCGCUGCUCCAGCAACAUGGAUGACCAGGAGUGGACGUGUGUGUACGAGUUUCAGGAGGGAGCUCCUCCUCGGCUGCCAGUCUCGCCUCGCGGCUCUCUGCGGCUCACGCACUACAUCGAGGAGGCCAACGUGGGCCGCGGCUACAUCAAGGAGCUGUGCUUCAGCCCGGACGGUCGCCUUAUCUGCUCUCCGUAUGGUUACGGCGUGCGUCUGCUGGCCUUCGACGAGCACUGUGCGGAGCUAGAGGAGUGUGUGCCUGAGCGGACGGCGCUGCUGCGUGAAGUUCGCUCAAUCUACUCUCACAGUGACGUGGUGCUCACCUCCAAGUUCUCGCCCACACACUGUCAGCUGGCCUCAGGCUGCCUCAGCGGACGUGUAGCACUCUACCAACCCCACUUUUAACACACUCAAACACACAGAUUUCUGGCAGGUUGACCCUUCGAGGGGUUCAUGUUCACAGUGUCACGGUGUGAGUGCAAGUUUGUGUAAAUGAUUUGAGUGUUUUUACCGCAGUUUGUUUUGUGUUCUUUAAACUGUGUAAUGUCUCCCGUUUUUGAAUGUACAUGUGCAGUAAUGAGACAAAUAGCCAUUAAAUGGUCUUCAGAGUGCAUGCCUCUGAUUUGGGGGCGGGGGUGCAUGCAGAGUGCUGGAUUGUGCUCAUGGUGUGGUAGUAAGACUGCAGGGUUUCUUUUGCAGUCUUUUUUCCUUUGCAUAUGACCUCUCUGGUGUCAAAGCCUGACCUGCAUGUCUAAUGCUAACCUCCCUCUACAACAGUGUCUUUAACAUGUAAAGUUGCACUGAAUGUAAGCAGUACAAACUGUUUUUGUUGUAAUGGAUGGAGCUUUCAGCUUUUUGCCAAAUGUUUUUAUUUGUAUUAUUUUUUUAUUUUAUUUUUUUUUAAGCAGCAGUGUUCACGCAGCUCCGAAAUGAGUGGUCAUUCGUGUGAUUGUGUCUUACAUUUGAAAGGCAACUUGCCUCCUGAGACACUAAAUUAAGACAGUUUUUAUGAUAUUGGGGGGGUUGAUCUGUAGAUAGUUGAAGCAGUACAUUUGUGUGAGUGUGUUUCAAAGUAUGUGCAUCUGCUGGUAGAUAAUGUAAGUGCAGACGAUGAUUUUUGUGUGAGUGAGAAUAGAUAGUGAGUAGAGACUAUUAUACUAGAAUUCCUCUCUGUCUUCUUACACACCAACACUCCCAGAUGGAACAAGCUCUGUCAGCAUUGCUGUCUAUACCUCAAAUUCGUGCUGUCUCAGAAGUACGCGCACACUCGCCGUUCGCGAUUCUGAAGCUGAGCCAUCAUGUUCUAGGAAUUGCAGACACAGAGGACUAUGGGAAAUGACGCUAUUACUGCGUCAAAGUCUUACACUUAUGUUGGAACAGCAUAACGUACACUGUCUUUAUUUUAGCCUCCAAAUUAAAUGGAACUGAGGAGGAUUUGGUUCUUCUGCAAUGUUUAGAUUCCAUAACUAAAACAUCUGGAAUGGGGGAAUGGAGGAAGAGGGUCACAGAGAGCAUGGCAUUCCUGCGCUUAGCUGUGCUCCACUAAGCCACAGAGUCAUGAUAGUGGUACAAAACAAUAAAGUUUUUGUCACUCUUUGC